Molecule: messenger RNA, 3257 nt
Organism: Phanerochaete carnosa HHB-10118-sp
Lineage: Eukaryota; Fungi; Basidiomycota; Agaricomycetes; Polyporales; Phanerochaetaceae
Exons: 6
Coding region: 100-3177 (1025 amino acids)
Source: RefSeq, a predicted model, not a curated record
GGGACUGGGUCGAUACCUGCCCGGACGAGCUUUCACAGGCUCCCUGCUCCUAUCAAGGUAUAGGUAGGCACCAGCGUCCCGUCCUACGCUGCGCAGGCGAUGUCUACCGUUCCAGGGGUCACGCUGAGCGGCAACGACGCAUCUCUGGCUUCGCCUCUUAACCCUGCGAGCCAAGUGACUGCCAGUCCCUUUGUUUCCCCUGCGUCCUCUGCCGUCUCCCGACGACUGAGCGCCGCCGUUUCUGGGGCGAGCUCUGUCCCCGUCGAGCCUAUUACCGCAUUAGUGGUCUCCCCUGCCGUAGGCUCAUCAACUGCACCUGCCGCCUCGACCGCCUCGACCUUCAGCGGACUGUCCUCUCUUCCCGUCGUCCCGUCCCAAGAUUCCAUAUCGUCCUCUGCGGCAAUUCCCACCCGUUCCGCUGAAGGUAGCCUCACCGUUGCGGACUCGUCAACUGCCUCUGCUGUCCCGACCCUCUCAGCCUUGAGCACGACCUCCUCCUUCCCUGUCGACUCGUCUCAAACUCUCCCGUUCUCCUCCGCGGCAACGCCAAUUCGCUCUGUUGAACGUGGAUUUUCCGCUGUAGACCCGUCAGCCACGUCCGCUGCCUCAGCCCCUUCAGCCUUCAGCAGAAUCUCUUCUUUCCCCGCCACCUCGCCCCAAAUUUCCGCAUUCUCCGCGGCAGCUGUCCUUACACGCUCUGCUCAGCGUGGUCUCCCCGUCGCAGACCUGUCAGCUGUGUCUAUUUCCUCAACUCCUUCAACCUUUAGCGAAUUUUCCUCUUUCCCCGCCACCUCAUUCCAGGCCGCCGCAUCCACUGUAUCACAUCUCUCCUCAACUUCUACCUUCCUUUCCUCUACACGCAGCGACGUUCCUUCCAAGGCUUCCUUCAUUGGCUCGUCCUCCAGCAUACCUGUCGGGCCUACGUCAGUUGUUCCAUCGAAGAGCAGCAUCAUUACUGGUAUCAGCUCUUCCAAUUCCGAACCCUCGACAAUCAAGGCUAUACCGAGCUCUCUGAGUAUUUCCGCUUCCGAGAGUCGACGAAUCCAGCCGGUGCCUGAACCGACCUCUACCGAGGUUGUCCCGCCAAACCUUAGUGCUAGCUCCCCCGCCGUAGUUUCUUCAUUGCCAGUGAGCGCGAUAGCUUCGCCCAGCCGGGCAUCCAAUCCUAUAGCUCGGCCUGCCGGUAACCACGACGUCGUUUCCAGCACUGUUAUUUCUACCGUUCCUACUAGUAUGGCCGCUUCGUCUAAAGGAUCGGACAGUAGCUCCGUCGCACCGACUUCAUCUUCGCCCGCUCUCGUCUCAGCUGUGAAGGCGGCCCCCGUUGAGCUGAACUCGAGUAGCGAAGCUCCUGACGUUUCUUCCGGGUCUCCACAGCCAUCUUCUACAGCAGCAUCGGCACCAGCGUUGUCUUCGUCAGAAGUUACAAAGCCCUCGAGCUCGCCUGCACCAUCUUCGAGCGUAGAACCUUCCUCUCAGGCCACUUCGACUCGUGCUGUCUCCUCGACUUCUUUGCAGAGUAGCGCAACACCUGUCUCCAGCUCCUCUAGCGAGGUGAAUGUGCAGUCUCCAGCGGUUAGUGGAUCUUCUGCUCCCGGGGGCGUGACUUCCUCUGCCCCAGCUGGACAAGCGUCUUCGUCCGCAGUGACUCACAAUGGUGGUCUCCAGGCUCCUAUAUCGUCCUCAACGCCAGGUUCAUCUGCGAACAAUGGCACAUCGAGUUCUGUGAUCUCUAACCCCACCGCCAAUCAAGCAAAUGCGCAGUCUGCGACCACCACCAGUACAAUCACAGACCACCCAGAAACGACUCUUUCGAAUCCGAUCUUUAUAUCCACCACAGACUCGAAGGGACACACUACGGUCACAAUUCCACCUGUCAUCACGAGCCUUGCUGUGUCUACAGGUUCCAACGGCAGUCUCGUCACCGCUACCCAUAUCGAGGCGAAUCCGACCGGUAUUUGGGCCAUAGGAGAUACCUCUACACAUAAUGGCUUCUUCAGCCAUGGCGGUGCUGUCGCAGGUGUCUUUGUGGUGGUAGGACUUAUCGUUGCGACAAUUGCUGCUCUUAUCGCCUUUUUCCUCUGCAAGCGUCGCCGUCGCAGACGCAUUCGCCAUAGUAUUUCUCGCCCGCUUCCGCAGCCCGAUAACCCCUUCGAGGACCCAAGAGCGACACCGUCGACCCAGAUGCGCUAUGCUGGUUCAGACUCGUCACAUAGGAAUCUAAUUGGCGCGGGGUUGGGCGUGAAUCGCGGCCAGCAGAAUCUUCUCGACGAGGAAUUCGCUAGCGCGUCUGCUGCGCCUGUCAGAAGCCACCCACCCAGCGUCCACUCCAGUUCGGACAGGCUUGAGACGACUCUCGCGGGUGUGGGAGCAGGCGGCAGGAGCCUGGGAAAGCCAGCGUAUGACGGUUCAGUACUCUUGAAUAUCCCAAGUAACGGAUACGCCACCGCCUCUCCGAACCAUCAGCAUCGCCCAAGCUAUGGCAGUGGUGUUGUUGGCCUGGCGAUUACAAACGACAACGUGUACGAAGUCUCGCGCCCGACGCCUCGACACAUCAAACACACCUCCGCUACCCCGUCUGCUGCGCCAUCAACCCCAAGCAUCUACCCGGCGACGCUACCGAGCGGCGAUGAAGAUGUAUCGACGGAGAGCGCAAGCUCAGAUGAACCCGUUACGCCGUCCGUGACUGAAUCGCCGGUGCUCCCACUUCAGAAACCAGCUCGGCCGCCGCGACGGAGACCUGUUGCGCCCCUUCCCCCUCGCAGCUCCUUGCGCGACGCUGAGCAGGCGAAUAAGCUCCUAAUGCAUACACAGCUCACGUCGGAGGACGCAAAGGUCAUGGAUCAGAAACCUUACGGCUCUCCGUCACCACCUGCGUCGAUGACCGACAGUUCGUAUUCUCCCGCAUCCGAGUAUCCCGUGACCCCCGCCGGUCCAUUCGCGAACUUCAGUUCCCCCGCAUCACAAUACCUCGCGACUCCAGCUGGUCCAUUCGCCGACUAUGAUUCUCCUGCGUCACAGUAUCCCGCGACCCCUGCGAAUCCAUUCGCCGACUACAACACUUACAUGUCUGGUAUCAAACCCCCUGCAGAAACAAAGCUCAGAGACAACUUUUACACCCGACGCAAAUUGGUUAGCCCCCAUCUACGGAGACCAAGCCUCGAGUGGAGACAGUAGAUAUCAGUGUACCGCCAAAACAAAAACACGCUUCGAACUCAUUUGUAGCAUUGUAGCCAACUGUAUUAUCACUAUUUGCC